UCAGACACCGCAUCUGUGCUCCGUGCCAAGGGACUGUGCAGAGGCAUUCGACACCCGCAAAGGAGGAAGGUGUUGUGAUCCCGUCCCCAACUGGAGAGAUGAAGCUGCCCCUGCUGCUGCCCCUCCUGUUGGGAGCUGUCUCUGCCCGCCACCUGGGGGAUAAUGUUUCCCCUCUAGAGCAUCUGGACACCCAAGUCGACAUCAGCCAGAACUUGGACUGCUCCGGGGAGCAGAAGGGACAGCUGGCACUGCAUGGGGAGGAAAUUUCAUCAGGGGAAGAGGAGGCCGAAGCUUCUGACUGUCAAGAGACUUUCGAGGAUGAGAACGACCUAGAUUCAGACCCUGCGGCCUCAGGGGACUUUGAGGACCCCAAGGAAGAGGACACAGUUCAAUUGCAGGGCACUCGUGGGUACAAGAGCUUUCACCCUGUGUUGGUGAAGACUCCCGAGACAUUUGCUAAUGCUAGGGAAACAUGCAGGAAGUGGUACAAGGGCAACCUUGUUUCCAUCCACAAUCACAAUACCAAUUACUACCUCAGGAGUUUGUCCAGUGGGGUAAACCAAGACAAGGUCUGGAUAGGAGGGUCAAUGACUCAGUCGAACCAGUGGAUACAAUUUACAUGGACAGAUGGGACCCCUUGGAAUUAUUCAUAUUGGGCCCCAGGAGAGCCAGCGAGUGGAGCAGGAUACUGUGUGGCCCUGCACACUAAAGGGGGACUUUGGUCGCGAGUUGGUUGCUCAACAUUGCUGCCCUUCAUCUGCUCUGCAUAAGCCAGAGGUUCCGGUUCCAGUUCCAGCAGUUCCAGUUCCAGCAGUUCCAGUACCGCUGCCACCUCCCUACUCUGGAGCUACCUCCCUCUCACUGUCCUGGGGCACUUGGCUCAAUCCCUCAGCAUCUCCGUCAA
Molecule: messenger RNA, 904 nt
Organism: Sorex araneus (European shrew)
Lineage: Eukaryota; Metazoa; Chordata; Mammalia; Eulipotyphla; Soricidae
Product: proteoglycan 3-like
Exons: 5
Coding region: 99-770 (223 amino acids)
Biological process (GO): immune response
Source: RefSeq, a predicted model, not a curated record